Messenger RNA from Pelobates fuscus (common spadefoot toad), 3544 nucleotides. It is a transcript of the gene UBA6, whose product is annotated as ubiquitin like modifier activating enzyme 6. Gene Ontology annotation, biological process: ubiquitin-dependent protein catabolic process; protein ubiquitination; DNA damage response. Lineage: Eukaryota; Metazoa; Chordata; Amphibia; Anura; Pelobatidae. The record is from RefSeq and is a predicted model, not a curated record. The transcript has 33 exons. Gene Ontology annotation, cellular component: nucleus; cytoplasm. Bases 87 to 3152 code for a protein of 1021 amino acids. Gene Ontology annotation, molecular function: ubiquitin activating enzyme activity; FAT10 activating enzyme activity.
CAAAUCCUUUCCCCCUUUCACAUCUUCCUCUCCCGGCCGACACGGAACUGUGGGAGUACCAGCCCAGGAGAGAAAGGAAUCUGAGAAUGGCAGCAGACUCCAUGGAAAUUGAUGAUGGUUUGUACAGUCGACAGAGGUAUGUUCUGGGUGAUACGGCCAUGCAAAAGAUGGCACAAUCUCAUGUGUUCCUUAGUGGAAUGGGCGGACUUGGCGUGGAGAUAGCAAAGAACAUUGUUUUAGCUGGAAUAAAGGCACUGACAAUCCAUGAUACUAGGACAUGUGAAACGUGGGAUCUUGGAACCAAUUUCUUUAUAAAAGAGAAGGAUGUAAAAAAUCAGAGAAAUAGAGCUGAUGCAUGCCUUCACCACGUUGCAGAGCUGAAUCCUUAUGUCCAAGUGACAUCCUCAACUAUGCCUCUGGAUGAAAGCUCCAGUCUCUCUUUCCUGAAGCAGUAUCAGUGUGUCAUACUGACUGAGACUAAACUGCCCGUGAGAAAGAUGAUCAACAACUUUUGCCACUCUCAACAGCCUCCAAUAAAGUUCAUCAGCUCUGAUUCCUAUGGUAUAUGUGCCUGCCUCUUUUGUGACUUUGGUGAUGAAUUUGAAGUACUAGACACCACAGGAGAAGAACCAAAGGAGAUCUUUAUUUCUAAUAUAACACAGUCUCUUUCUGGAGAAGUUACCUGUUUUGAAAACCGUCCUCACAAACUUGAAUCAGGGCAGUUUGUAACUUUUCGUGAAGUCCAUGGAAUGACAACUUUAAAUGGAUCCAUGCAUGAGAUAUCUGUUCUGUCUCCCUAUUCAUUCAGCAUUGGAGAUACAUCACAAAUGGAGCCCUACCAGCAUGGCGGCAUAGCUGUGCAGAUUAAAAUGCCAAAAUCAUUUUCAUUUGAAAAACUGGAAAAACAGUUAGUGGACCCAAAGUACCUAACACCAGAUUUCAGUAAACCAGAGGCCCCAUUGAACAUUCACGCUGCAAUGUUGGCACUAGAUCAUUUCCAGGAGAAAUAUAACCGCCUACCAAAUAUAGGUUGCCUUCAGGAUGCAGACGAGAUGCAAAUAUCGGCAGGAUCUGUUGCUGAAACUCUUCUCAGUAAACCACAGCUGGAUGAAAGAUUGGUAAGGUGGUUGUCCUGGACAGCAAGAGGAUUCUUGGCUCCCCUUGCUGCUGUGAUGGGAGGAAUCGUUAGUCAAGAGGUCUUGAAAGCAGUGACAGGAAAGUUUUCACCCUUGCUGCAAUGGCUAUUUGUGGAUGCCAUGGACAUUGUUUACCCAUUGGAAUACACCAGCCGAGAAGAAUUUCUUCCCAGGGGAGACCGGUAUGAUGCAUUGAGGGCCUGCAUUGGGGAAUCUUUCUGCCAGAAGAUUCACAGUUUAAAUGUUUUCCUGGUAGGGUGUGGUGCCAUAGGUUGUGAAAUGUUGAAAAAUUUUGCACUAUUAGGAGUUGGUUGUGACUCAGAAAGAGGCCAGAUUACAGUCACAGACCCGGACUUGAUCGAAAAAUCAAACUUGAAUAGACAGUUCCUCUUCCGGCCUCACCACAUUCAGAAACCUAAAAGCUGCACUGCUGCUACUGCGACCCUUAACAUCAAUCCUCAGUUGAAAAUUGAUCCACGUUUGGAUAAAAUAUGUCCUGCCACAGAGAACAUCUACCGAGAUGAGUUUUAUUCUAGACAGGAUAUUGUGGUGACUGCACUUGACAAUGUGGAGGCCAGGCGAUACAUAGAUAGUCGUUCUGUGUCAAACUUGCGCCCUCUUCUGGACUCUGGAACUAUGGGGACAAAAGGACACACGGAAGUUAUAGUACCUCAAUUAACCGAAUCAUACAACAGUUAUCGUGACCCCCCCGAUGAAGAAAUUCCAUUUUGCACGUUAAAGUCAUUUCCAGCAGCUAUUGAGCAUACGAUUCAGUGGGCAAGAGAUAAGUUUGAAAGCUCAUUUGCCCAUAAGCCAACCUUGUACAAUAAAUUUUGGCAAACCCAUCAGUCUCCACAAAAUGUUUUGGAGAGAAUAACGUCUGGUGAGAGUUUAGAAGGUUGCUUUCAUGUUGUUAAGUUACUUAGCCGGAAACCUAGAAAUUGGUCACAUUGUGUGGAACUUGCAAGACUAAAGUUUGAAAAAUAUUUCAGUCAUAAGGCUCAGCAGCUUCUACAUUCGUUUCCUCUGGACACACGAUUAAAAGAUGGAAGCUUGUUUUGGCAAUCACCAAAGAGGCCACCGACUCCUAUAGUGUUUGAUGCAAAAGAUCCAUUACAUCUCAGCUUCAUAAUAAGUGCUGCAAAGCUGUUUGCUGAAGUGCAUGCCAUCUCUUUCAUGGAAACGGACUUGUCCCAAGACACCAUCUUGAAAAUAUUAUCUUCAAUGGACAUUGUUGAAUUUGUACCAUCAAACAAACUAGUAGAAACUGAUGAAACUGUGAAGAAACCUGAUCAAAUGCCGGUGAGCAGUGAGGAUGAAAGGAUUGCCCUUUUUCAGUUGGAGGGUGUGAUAUCUGCUGGCCAUGUGACUAAACAUGACCUUCAUAUGAAUUACCUAUCAUUUGAAAAGGAUGAUGACAGCAACGAGCAUAUCAAUUUUAUCACUGCAGCUUCCAACUUGAGAGCAAAGAUGUACAACAUUGAGCCGGCUGAUAGACUGAAAACCAAACGUAUUGCAGGGAAAAUAAUUCCUGCGAUAGCAACAGCCACUGCUGCGGUAUCUGGACUGGUUGCAUUGGAGUUAAUAAAGGUGGUUGGAGGUCAUCCAUUUGAAGCGUAUAAGAAUUGCUUUUUCAACCUAGCCAUUCCAAUAAUUGUUUUCACAGAGACUGCAGAAGUAAGGAGGACACAUAUAAGGAAUGGCAUUUCAUUUACCAUUUGGGACAGAUGGACAAUAUAUGGCAAUGAAGAUUUUACUCUUCUUGAUUUCAUUAAUGCUGUCAAAGAACAAUAUGGUAUAGAGCCAACAAUGGUUGUACAAGGAGUUAAAAUGUUAUAUGUUCCUGUUAUGCCUGGACAUGCAAAAAGAUUAAAACUUACGAUGCACAAACUUGUGAAGCCCGGAGUUGAUAAGAAAUACGUUGACCUGACUGUGUCUUUUGCUCCGGAAAUCGAUCAGGAUGAAGACUUACCCGGGCCACCUGUGAGAUACUAUUUCAGGCCCGAGAACAAUUAACAUCUCCUGCACUAGUAUUACCCUGUGUUCAUGUGUUGGUACUACUUGUCACAACUAGAUGAAGCCUUAAUUAUGAGGAAAAUGUGAAAGUAGUAAAUUGCACUAAUAUUUUACAUAACAGAUACUAAGUAUAUUGUGUCCUUAGAACUUGUAUGACUUGGUUUACCAGAAGAUUUGGUUAUGAAAUUGUUUGAGAUGCAAUAUUAAAACAGGAUACAGGGGGAGGACCACGAUAAUUAUUUUUGACUUAUGUCUGUUGUACCUCCUUUCAUAAUGCUAAAUAAUUGGAUCUGCUAGAGUACUGUAUAUAUAAAAAUCUUUGUGCCUUGCAGUUGGUGUCUUUCAAGAUGUGCGCACACAAGCUUGUGUGUGAAAUAUACACGUGAGAUUUG